AUGACUACUAGUAAUGCUCAACCAGAACGACUUGAUACAUUGCAAAGACUUGAACUUGAAUCAACUAUUGGAUUCGAAGGACAAGUUCCCCAUGGACUUAAAUUACAUCCCGAUCGUGUUCAUAUGAUUUAUCCAUUAGGAUGUAAUUUAGUUAUUGAAAAUUUACAAACACGACAACAAGAAUUUCUUCUUGGACAUAAUAAUAAUGUUUCUUGUUUAACUAUUUCAAAUAAUGGCAAAUAUAUCGCCUCAGGUCAAGUGACAUUUAUGGGUUUUAAAGCCGAUAUUAUCGUUUGGGAUUAUUCAAAUCGUGAUCCAUAUGCUCGUCUUGUUUUACAUAAAGUUAAAAUUGAAGAUUUAAUUUUUACUGCAUCAGAUCGUUAUCUUAUAUCAUUGGGAGGACAAGAUGAUGGUGCAAUUAUCGUCUGGAAUAUUGAAACUAAAGAACCUGUAUGUGGUAGUCCAGCUCAACACAAAAGUGCUGGUAUAACUUAUUGUUUGGCUGCAUCGAAAGAAGAUGAAUAUCAAUUUUACAGUGCUGGAAAUGGUACACUUCGAUUCUGGCAAUUGGAUGUACCUAAUCGAAAAAUUCGACCCACAGAUAUUAAUACAGGUGUUGUUAAACGAAUUGUUAAAUGUAUGACUGUUUCACCGGAUGGUGUCAAUCUUUAUUGUGGAACAACAACAGGUGAUAUUCUUAUGAUUUAUAUUCCUGCUACACAAUUUAAAACAAUUGGACCUGAAAAGAAAAAAUAUUCUAUGGGUAUUACAGCUAUGAAAGCAUUAGUUAAUGGUGAUGUUUUAAUUGGUACAGGUGAAGGAAAAGUUUAUAUUACCGAGAAGGAAACAUUUAAAUCAUUAAAAUCUUUGCAAGCUCUUGGUGAAAUUACUUCAUUAGCGUUGAGAGGCGAAGGUCAUAUGAUUUUUAUCGGUACAAAUCGAUCACAUAUAUACAAAAUAAAUUAUGCCGAUUGGAAAAUGGAAUUAAUAAAUACAUGUCAUAAUUCUCCAAUACAAGAUAUUGCAUUUCCAUUUGGAACUUCAGAAUUAUUUGGUACGUGUAGUUAUCAAGAAAUUCGUAUUUGGCAUGCAUCAACUGGUAAUGAAUUAUUACGUAUUUCACAAGCCAAUAAAACAUGUAAUUCAAUUUGUUUUACUCGUGAUGGUAAAAUGAUUAUUAGUGGAUGGGAUGAUGGUCGUAUACGUGCAUUUUAUCCUGAAUCUGGUCGUGAAAUGUUUACAGUCAAUGAUGCACAUCAUCGUGGUGUUACAGCAGUUGCUGUAACAAAUGAUUGUCGUCGUAUAGUUAGUGGUGGUGGUGAAGGAAUGAUUCGAGUUUGGCAAAUAAAUUCACAUUCACAAGAACUUUUAGCAACAAUGAAAGAACAUAAAAAUGCUGUUGUUGCAAUUCGUAUUAAUAAAUCGGAUACAGAAUGUGUUACAGCAUCACUUGAUGGUACUUGUAUUAUUUGGAAUUUAAAACGUUUUGCACGUAAUCAAGUUUUAUUUGAAAAUACACUUUUUCAAUGUGUUGCUUAUCAUCCUGAGGAAUAUCAUAUAAUAACAGGUGGUACAGAUAGAAAAAUAGCCUACUGGGAAGCAACAAAUGGUGCACAAAUACGUGAAUUAGAAGCAUCAAAAAGUGGAACCAUUAAUGGACUUGAUAUUGAUAGUGUUGGUAAUUAUUUUGUUACAGUUAGCGCCGAUAAAUUAGUGAAAUUAUGGCGUUAUAAUGAAGGCGACGUACAUAGUGUCGGUAUUGGUCAUGGUAGUGAAGUGAAAAAAGUUAGAAUCUGUCCAAAUACUCAACAUAUUAUAACUGUUGGUGCCGAUGGAAGUAUUUUUCGAUGGAAAUUUCCCAAAACAGCUGUUUGA
Rotaria sp. Silwood2 is the source of this 1875-nucleotide messenger RNA. Lineage: Eukaryota; Metazoa; Rotifera; Eurotatoria; Philodinida; Philodinidae. The record is from the annotation of a GenBank genome assembly.